AUGAAAUAUAUACAGGUGCAACACUAGGCAGUAUCCAAUGUGCGAGUGCCAGUUUGAGAAAUUGAGACUAUUUGAGACUGCUGUUUUGCAAGUUACAACUUUUGCAUUUCGUUCGGCGCAGUGUAGCUAAGAUAAUUUUAUUUUCAUAACCUUAAUUUUUAAAUCAAAAUAACACCGAAGGAAAAACUUACGUGUAAGAUUGUAAAAAGCAAAGCAGUUUCAUAAAUCAUAAUUUUACGAAUAAUUUGUAUCAACUGAAAACCAUUUCAUGCACCUAACGUUUUCAUCAUUUUACAAAAAUGUCACCUAAAAAAAGUGUUAAAAAUCAGCGAUCUAAGAGAAAGAGUACAGAAAAACUACAAAACAAGAAAGAAAAACCUGAAUUCAAUAUGCCUACCAACAUUAAAGUUAGCAUACCUAUACGGAAUAACAUUGGGAACACAGAAGAAGGAAUUCACUUCCCGAUUGUUCGAGGGAAGCGACCUCCCCAGUUCAAGAAGCACUUGGAUACAAAAACUCAAUUAGAUCUCGCAAAUACAGUUGCAAGACAACAACUAAUUAAGGAAGAACCACCAAUAUUUCAGUUAGACAAUAUAGUUAUAAUUCAAAAACCAAUGAAAAAAGGAAGAAAAAGAAAAAAUACUGACUAUUACGAUGAAGACGUAGCUAUGGAGCAUAUGGACAAUAAUGCAGAAAACAUUGUGACUUCAACUGAUACUAAAUCUCAAAAAAUAAAAGUACCUACCAAACCAACAAUUACAAGAAGAAUUGUCACUAGAAAAAGGUUGGCUGACUCAACAGCCAAUAGUCAACCGACAUCUUCAAAAAAAGCAAAAGUAGACACUAAAUUACCAAAAACUGAAAUAAUACCAGAAAAACCUAUUGCUGAUGAUGAUGAGAUUGUACCUGACAGUAAACCAAUACCCAAUACCUCCUUGCCGCAGGUUAAACCUGCGGCAAGGAGAGGUAGAUCUGCAGUGAAACCACUGCGGCCUAGAGCCAAUAAACCAGCACCAAAGUGCCGUGUUGCACUCAGGAGAGGAUCCAAAGGUAAGCAAGAAAACGCAGACCCUUCUAAUAAAUUACCUCCAAUACCUGACCAACCCAAAACAUCGGCAAAAAUAGACACAGAAACCGAAAAUGCCCAGCAAUGCAACUCAGCACCGAUAGAUUCCAGAAAGACAUCUGUCAGCAGUUGCUCUAACCUGUCGUGGACUAAAGAUAUAUCUAGCUCGAGCAACACAACGUGUAUUACAGCAUGUUCCAAUGAUUUUGUCCGUAUCAAUAAGAAGUUACCAAUGUUAGUUCUCAAUAAUAUUGAUAAUGACAUUACAAACAAACUAACAAGUACCCAACAGCUUCAGAACCGUACAGAAGUUGUUCCACCGGCUGAUCCAAUUGACUCUGAUGACUCUUCAUCAGACUUCUCUGAUUCUGAUGAUUCGGACAGCGAGGAAAAUUAUUCUGAUCCCAUAAAUGACAUAAUAGAUGGUAACUCCAUCAAUCUAAGCACCUCCUCUCAGCCUAGUAGCCGCAUCCCAGACGAUAUCAAUAAACAAAACUCUAAGGAUUAUACUAAAAUAACUGACACACUAAUUAUGUUAGUAGAGAAGUUAGAUAUGGAAAUAAUAAAUUGGAUUAGCUCAGAUAAUGAACAGAAUAACGCAAACCUUGUGAAAUUCAAAGACAAAAUGUUUGAUAUUUUGGAUGAUGAAUUUGGUGUAAUCACACAUUGUAGUCGUCUCAAACAUAUCUUAGAUCCCGACAAUACAGAAGAUGCUGCCGUUGAAUGUAUCCCUAAAAUCGUUGAAAGAGCAAUCGUAGAAAACAAAAUCGUUCAUAAAGAUACGCCACCAACUCUGGUUAAAGAAACUACCAAGGCUCCUGAAAAGGACUUUGUGGAACCUAGACCUCUUCCUCUUAGGAAAUCAUCAAUAAAUCUUGAGAACUAUGCUUCGAGUGCGAACGCUAAAGUUCCGAGAGACGAAUUUUUUGAAGACGACAUGCAUGCUGUCACCUCUAAGAAUAACUACAGCUAUGAUCAUCAUGAUGACGACGAUGCACUCUCUUUGUUCGCUGAAAGCAUAACGGGUUUUGAAUCUUCUAGAAUGAAUACAUCGAUUGUUUCGUACCCCGCGUACAAUGCGCGCCCAGUCGAGGAGUACAUUCCAAGACCUGUUACUGAAAUCUCCCCUUCAAACGUAGAAAAACAUACUUACCUUCCGACCAAAAUCGCAGACGCUGAAGUAUCAGCAUCUAAAAUUAAAUCUGUUAUUGAAAAACAAAAUGCGGAUUCAACGUCUAUUUAUAAACAAAGUAAUAGCACAGAGGACGCUGACGCUGAAAGUUACGAAGACUUUAGUGAGAAUAUAGAAUUGAAUGCUAGAGUAGGACCAUCCGAUGUGGAAAAGACACCGCGUCUAAUGGACAAUAUCAUUGAAAGGAAUCCACGCGCGCGGAGCAUUGUGUUCUCCAACUUAUGUUUCUACAACUUAUUGAACUGUUGCCGCAAGGUAUACUCGGGCCAGUGUCGCUUUCUGCACGUGAUACCUACCUGCGAGCAAAUUAAAGCAAAGCUUAGUGUGUUAGACGAAAGGUUGUUGAUACAAGAGUACAUGCUGCUAAGGAACUGGACGGAGAUCAGGAGGAGGUUCGGCAUGUGCUAUGUCGAGGAAUGUGCGAAACGUGGUCUCACUCGGAUACUCGUUGAAAUGGCUUACGACUUCAUCGUAAAAGCUAGAAAUGAUUCUGAAGAAGACACACGGAUUAGAGUAAAUACUAUAGAAAUAACUUUAUUGCAUUUGAACUCUGUUGACUUGUGUAUAUGUGAGGAUUUGUUAAAACUGCCCGUCCACGCAGAACAGGGCAACAAGACACUGCUGUGCGACGUGUUUAUGGCCACGAUGUCUAUAACGCAAAACUUUUCAAGAUUCAAAAUAGUGUUCUUAACUCUUACUUAUUUCAUGGUGGAUAACGACAGGACGUUUAACAAGGAUGUGGUCGAACACAUCUUGGAGCGCGUGUGUAUAUUGCCGUUCGAAGAGCCGAUAGCGAAGGCUUUGAUACAGAUGAUGCGGUUGACGAACUGUGCUAUUUUUAACAACUCAAUGAUAGGGAUGUUUGAGAAGCAAAUAUCUGUGAACAAGGACGUGUUGGAAGAGUACAUGUUGCUGAAGAACCAGUAUGCCUUCUCAUCGAUGCUGGCGUCAUCGAUGAUAGCGGAGUGCUCGCAGCUGAAGCUGGACAAGCCGCAGUCGGUGCAGUCGGACGCGGGCGACGGACAGCCGCCGGCGGCGUCGCCCGACACCACCAACAUCAGCAACGUGCAGAACCAACCGUCCGAAGAGCCUCCGGUACCGGUCAUAACACGGACUAUAAGCAUGGGCCCACCAAUUACGUUCAACCACUCUCCAACGAAGCAAAGUCCAUUCUAUGGUCAGGAGAACCCUCGGGGCCCGCGGCCUACGUUUGUGUCGCCUAAUGACAACAACACAAAGAAAUAUUGGCGGCAUCGGUCGAUAUUUAACAAUAUUAUGCGUCCUCCAACGGUCACGCCGCGCACCCAUAUAAUGAGACCUCCGAUGCUCCCUCAAAUGCGAUCUCGGCCGCGACCUAACUUUAACCAGCGGCUGGUGACGUUCAGGAGCCCUUCUAGCUAUAUGAACAGACCACCCGGACCCAAGUACUCAAAUUCCUCACCAAAGUAAGUCAGUUAAGUUUUCAAUGUAAAAAUACUUUUAAAAAAUACCUAAGCUACCUACAAUGUUGUAAUUAUAGGUAUUUAAGCCUUACUCUUUACCU
Messenger RNA from Spodoptera litura, 3801 nucleotides. RefSeq lists its product as uncharacterized. The record is from RefSeq and is a predicted model, not a curated record. Lineage: Eukaryota; Metazoa; Arthropoda; Insecta; Lepidoptera; Noctuidae.